Erinaceus europaeus (western European hedgehog) is the source of this 4532-nucleotide messenger RNA. It is a transcript of the gene MCPH1, whose product is annotated as microcephalin 1. The record is from RefSeq and is a predicted model, not a curated record. The transcript is spliced from 14 exons. NCBI's taxonomy places the organism in Eukaryota, Metazoa, Chordata, Mammalia, Eulipotyphla, Erinaceidae. Gene Ontology annotation, biological process: cerebral cortex development; mitotic cell cycle. The coding region runs from base 64 to 2595 and encodes 843 amino acids.
UGCGCAGUGCUGCGCGCCAGGCGUUCGCGGGGACUGGCACUGACUUGUGAGCUGGUGGGGCUCAUGGCCACUCCGGGGAGUCCCAGAACCCCAGGGGCACCUGUCCUGAAAGAUGUUGUGGCUUAUGUUGAAGUGUGGUCAGCGAAUGGAACAGAAAAUUAUUCAAAGACCUUUACAAACCAACUUGUGGAUAUGGGAGCAAAGGUCUCUAAAACUUUUAAUAAACAGGUAACUCAUGUGGUUUUUAAAGAUGGAUACCAGAGCACUUGGGACAAAGCACAGAAGAGAGGGGUGAAGCUGGUUUCUGUGCUCUGGGUGGAAAAGUGUAGGACAGCUGGAGCACACAUUGAUGAGUCACUGUUUCCUGCAGCUCACACCAGUGAGUGCUUAUCCAGUGUAAUUAAAAAAAAGCGCAAAUGUAUGCAGCCCAAAGAUUUUAUUCCUAGAGCACCAGAAAAUGACAAAAGACUGCAAAGGAAAUUUGAGAAAAUGGCUAAAGAGCUACAAAGGCAGAAAAAAAAUCUAGAUGAUAUGCCUGUUCUUGUAUUUGAAUCUAAUGGAUCCUUGAUGUACAGUCCCACUAUCCCCAAGUGCAGAGAUCAUCACAACAUCAUGGAAAAGAGGCUACAGGAAAUGAAGGAGAAAAGGGAAAACCUCUCCCCUACCUCUUCCCAAAUGAUUGAAAUAUCUCAUGACAAUCAAGCAAAUGCUUUGUGUGAAACAUCUUUGAACAUCUCCCAUGAUACUUCACAUUCAGGUGACUCCUUUACUGAUGAUUUGCAUACCUCGUUUGAUGAUAUUUGUGGAAAUCGGGAAAGAAAAAUGCGGGAAGUUGUCAGUGAUAUUGAAAGUAAAGUGUGUGCUUCUCCACCUGUUCUGAAAAUGAGUGACAUCCACUUGUCAGCAUCUCCCCUUUCCCUCAGUCAGUUAACACCUCAGAAAUCUGUGAGUAGUAAUAUUUCUAAGGAGGAAACAAAUAGGCAGCGUAAUGCUGUAGGGAUAGACAUCACUCCUGAUAAGAAGGUUUCUGAGUGUUUGUUUGAGGAGAGUCUGGAAGAGAAGAAUGUUUUGUCUCUUCGAUUAUCUGCAGCUAAAAGCCAUACCAUGGGAUACCCACAAUCCAAGGGUUCCUCAACAAAACGAAAAAGAAGGUCUGAGAAUUUACGUUCUCUCCCAGGAGAAAAACUAAAGAAAAGAAGGUACAGCAUGAAAUCUGCCCUGCCCAAAUUACAGUUAUUUCAGUCAGAACAGAACCUGCAGUUCCCAAGUACAUUGAACAUGGGCAGCCUUGACUGUGGAGACUCUUCAUAUGAUGAUUAUUUCUCACCUGACAAUCUUAAGGAAAGGAAUUCAAGGGAACUUCCUCAGUCUCAGACAACAGCACUUCCCACUCACUUGAAAUGCAGAAGAAGCCUUUCUAAGAAGGAGAGGGCAAACAUCUUAGAAAGGUCUGAUUUUUCCUCCAUUGUCAAAAGCCAUAGGUCAGGUGUCGUCACUAAAUCGGCAGCAGAUACUAGCUGCCAGCAUCAGAAUCCUACAGAUGGUGAAGAGAGUAGUACUUGGACUUGCAUGAAUACCAAGCAAGCACCAGCUGAAGGAUUUCCAGAGAAUUGUCCAAAAAGGGAAGAUGGACACCCAGGACGGAGUAGAUUUUCUUACACCAGUAAGGAGCUCAGUCAUCAGAAACAACAGAGAGAAGAAGAGCAUCACGAUUCAACACCUUGGAUAGGAAGUAGUCAGGACACAAAAAAAUUGUGUGUCAUAAAAAGCAUGCAGAAAGAAGAUACUACUUCUAAAGUGUUAAACUCUGACAUUGAAGCACAAAGUAAAUUGAAACCAAAUCUUUUAGAUGAAUCUAAUGUGGAAAACUCUACAGAAGAAAGGGAGAACUUACCCAGAGGAUAUAGUGAAAAUGUUACAAAAGGACCGACCUCGCCUGAUGUUAUUGAUGGCUCCCAGGAAAACUCUGAGAACCUCAUCAGGCCUCAGGAGGAAUCCAAGCAAAGAGGGAAAGGCCAGAAGCCCACAAGAACAUUAGUCAUGACAAGCAUGUCCUCUGAGCAACAGAACAUGGUGGUGCAAGUGGUGAACAAGCUGCAGGGCUUCUCUCUGGCCCCAGAGGUGUGUGCCAGCACCACACAUGUGCUGACCGGGAGGCCUCUGCGCACACUGAACGUGCUUCUGGGCAUCGUACAAGGCUGCUGGAUCCUCUCCUAUGAGUGGGUGUUGUGGUCUUUGGAACUGGGACACUGGAUGUCUGAAGAACCCUUUGAGCUUUCCAACUACUUCCCUGCAGCACCUCUCUGCCGCCUAGAGCGCCAGCUCUCUGAGCACAAAUACCAGGGAACCUUGUUUGCUGACCAGCCCACCAUGUUCAUCACCCCCGACAGCAACCCUCCCCAAAGCAAGCUGUGGGAGCUUGUUCUCCUGAGUGGGGGACAAGUGGCUCGAGCCCCUCGUCAGGCCAGCAUCUUUAUCGGACCCUUCCGAGGGAAGAGGAAGCUCACUGUCAAGUACCUGACCGAGAAGUGGAUCCUAGAUUCCAUCACUCAGCACAAGGUGUGUGACUCAGAAAACUAUCUCUUGCCACAAUGAGGAAACACCCUUACUACCACCACUGACUGCAAAGCUGUCCUGAGACUCAAAGGAGAACAGAACCACAGAGAGGAGGGAUGGAAACUCAUGUGACAGCCUGCUGUGUGCUGUAGCUUUUAUCUGAAGGAGCUGUUCCAUGUGACCACUGACUAAAUGUGGACUAGAGCAGCUGUGAACUAGAGCAGUGAUGACUAACCUUCCAGGGCCUUUGCUGCAGCAUGGCAGGCUCUAGAUGCUGGGGGAAAUCUCUGUGCUGUGAAUCCAACACCAACCCAUUCAAUAAAAACUGUAGUUAGACUGUUUCACUACAGAGAGCUCUCAAAGAAUACCUCUAUCCCCAUGUGUCUUGGGUAAGCACUGAGGUCUUUACUCCCAUGACACGUGCUAGAUAUGAGAAACAUUUGUCGAGGUUACUGUCUGUUUCUCUGAGAUUCUUCUGAAGCAAGCCAUUGCUGAGGAGGGCAUGGCCAGUGUCAUGGUAGGCAACAGCUUGGUUUCAAGGGAGGAAAGCUUGACCCACUAAAUGUCCUUCUGUUGAUGACUGCCUUUUAUAGCAGAGACGUGCAAAACUGCAGUGUCAAAGGUUUUACACAGACUUCAUCACAUCCCCUCCCUCUGUGUUUUCCUGCUCCAAAGGAAUUCCAGGUACCUCAGUAAACAUAAUUAAUCUACCUCUAGUAUAAAUAGCCUUCAGGAAAGGAGGUAAUAGUGACAUGCCUGUCAGGAAGGGUGUCUCUUGGCUUUAUAAUAAUGAAUACCCAAGUAAUCCCCUCCCCUUGCAAUGCUCCUGGUCCAACAGUUGAACCUCCCUAGGGCCCAGCCUGCCUCACCAACUCCUAGGUCUCCUAGGUUUGAAGCAUAGUUACUUUGGCAUUGUUCCCACAACAGCCAAACUUUAUGAGGAGGUUGCUGAAAAUGGUGUUGGCUCCUAUUGGAAGCAAGACACAGAAAAGUUUUCCAAUCCCCUGCCACUCCCUCUCACACUGCCUUAGAGUGCCACCCAAGCACCAAACACUCAAGUACUGUCCACACUGUCCAUGUCCACAAAGCCCAUUGUCUGCCCAGGUCUUCAGUAAUCGCAGGCCGUCAGUCUACUAAGGCCAUCUGUCCAACCAGCCUUCCAUCUGUGCUGAGUUCUGCUCUUCAUACUCACCUAUCAGUGGAGAUUCACUCUCUAAAAACUAACACUUCAUAAGGAUAAUGACUUAGGUACUUCUACUGAAUAAUUACAUGUGGUUCUUAGAAUUCAGUCAUCCUGAAUUCUGUUAGUUCCUACUGGUCUGAGAUCCCUUAUGCCAGACAUGUGGCCAGACAUGUUUUAGUUUUCAGAGGUGUUUCAGAGGUUCUACCCAAAGAAAAGGGCAAGAAGAAGACAUUAAAGACAUACAGACUGGAAAUGAAAUAAUAGCAUUAUUCCUACAUCAUGACACUAUAUGAUAUAAUAUAUAGAGAAUCAUAAGGAAUUUUUUAAAUAAUAUAUUUAGAAAGCUUAUAAUCAGCAUACAAAACUAGCUGAAUUGUAUUUAUAUUUUACCAGCCAGUGAUUGAAAAAUGGAGUUAAAAUACAGUUCCACUUACAGUGCCAUCUAGAAAUAAACUUAGUGAAAGAAGUAUCGCUCUCUAUGGAAUACUUUGCUGAGAGAAAUUAAAGCUCUGAAGAUAGGAGAUUAGAAGACUCAAUAAGAUGAGAGUGCUUCUCAAAUUCAUCUGUAGGUUCAAUAUAGUCAAAUUUUCAGAUGCACUGUUUGUAGAAUUUGAAAAGUUAAUAUGAGCCAGGUAGAUAGAGUCACUUUGCAUAGACAGUGCUGGGGAAUAACACUCAGGUCCUCACAUUUGUAAGCCUUGUGCUAUACUACUGUACUAUCUCUCUGGCCACAAACAAGACAAUCUUUAGAAAAGAGUAAAGUUGGGGGGAUUUGCACUGAUUUCAAAACUAA